Cutaneotrichosporon cavernicola is the source of this 702-nucleotide messenger RNA. RefSeq lists its product as uncharacterized. Bases 1 to 702 code for a protein of 233 amino acids. NCBI's taxonomy places the organism in Eukaryota, Fungi, Basidiomycota, Tremellomycetes, Trichosporonales, Trichosporonaceae. The record is from RefSeq and is a predicted model, not a curated record. The transcript has 3 exons.
AUGGCCGACUCGCUUCCGCCCAUAUCUCUCGCCAUUGGUGGCGGCAAGGCAUGGGACGACCGUGAGCUCGUCAACGCCUACGACGCUGCCCUUCUCGAGUUCCAUAUUCACAAUCCAGGCCCUGGUUCGUGGCUCGACAAGGCAACGGCCGCGCUGGCAAAAGGCCAACCUUUGCCUGGCGCUACUGACUUUGGCACUGCGUGGUACUCUGCAUCCAAGCCUGAAGAAGAGGAGGAGGAGCCGGAGGAGCCCCCAAAGAAGAAGGCCAAGAAGACCAAGCAGAAGAACCCUUAUGCGUCGACGGGCAAGCCCGCUGCGGACGCGGCGCCAUCAAGUCCCACGUACCAGCCUGUUUCACCAGGAGGGUACGACACUGUCGAAUGGCCACCCACUGAGGAGAACGAGGAGGAAGUUGAAGACGAUGAUGAGGGCAACGGCGAUGAGUGGCAGGGGUACGACGGGUACGGGGGAGCAGACGAUGCUGGGCAUGUCUUCCCCGCACCAGCCAGGCAGUGGCCUGGAGGCAACCCUGUUGGGCGCGACGAAGCGAUCGGGUACGCCCUCCACGCGCAAUACUGGGCUGGGUACUGGAUGGGUAUCGCCGCUGCGGGCCGAUCCAGCAAUGGCGAGGCGACCGAGAGCACGGGAGCAGCAGCGCCGCGCGGCAAGAGUCGCGCCUCGCAGUGCGAUCUGCGGCGCUAG